This is a messenger RNA of Meloidogyne enterolobii, 493 nucleotides long. Lineage: Eukaryota; Metazoa; Nematoda; Chromadorea; Rhabditida; Meloidogynidae. The record is from the annotation of a GenBank genome assembly.
UUUCCCCUUUAAAACAAAAUUUAAGAACUUGAAGGACAGAAAAACUACAAAAUAUUUAUAAUUAACUAAGUUGAUUGCUGACGAAAUUAAGUGGAGAAAAAAAAAGAAAAAAAUUUUUUAAGUUAAAAUCACAUUUUUUUCUUGCCCUUUCUUGUGUUCCUUUAAAUUAAAUUUUAAAUUUUGGACUCGACGAUUUUUUUAAUUAGCUAAAAAUAUUUAUCCACUCAUCAAAAUUACUAGCUCAGAAAAUAUUCCUUUUAUGUGGCAUUAUCAAUCCUAUAACAAGCCUAUCACAUGGGAAAACUACUACUCACAAAGGCAUGCUACAAUAACUUCAGGAAUUGCAGCAGCCACCACAAUUGUUAUUUUCUUUGUUAUUUUAUUGUUAACGUUUGGUUGUCGCUUCUUCAGCAAUAGAAGAAGGAGGAGAAGUGGAAGAAGUUCGGAGGGAAAUGGAAGUGUUGGAGGUGAGGGAAAUAAAUUUUUUAAAUAA